Messenger RNA from Aaosphaeria arxii CBS 175.79, 340 nucleotides. RefSeq lists its product as uncharacterized. Lineage: Eukaryota; Fungi; Ascomycota; Dothideomycetes; Pleosporales. The record is from RefSeq and is a predicted model, not a curated record. Bases 63 to 311 code for a protein of 82 amino acids. The transcript has a single exon.
ACGUCUUUCGUUUCCUGCAGAAGACAGACUUGCUGUAUAAUUGCAGUCGUCGAUGCCAUCUCAUGACUUUUCCAUUCAUUCCUUGGCAUCAAUUGGGAUCUAUCAAUCCCGUGACUAUCAUACAAACCUUCAACCCCCUCUCUCCAAAAACAUCCUCAUCUCAAGAAAAACACUCAACUAACUCAAACUCCAGAACCUCACGCACGCCCAAUCCAACCUCAUCCAAACCAACAUCCUCACAACCACACUCUCCACCCUCCCAUCAACGCAACCCGACCUACCCCAGGACCUCCACCAACCCCUCGCCAUAGCCGUCGCGCACCUCCGGCACCAACUCUCC